CCCGCACUGUUCACUCCGUAAAUAAGGUAAUAGCAUUUAUUGACAAAAUGGUGCUAAUUGAAAUGUCAUCGAAAACCGCAUCAGGAAUUGGAUGGCAAAAGUCGAAUGUGGCCUUGAGGUGCUCGGUUUUCACCCCUAAUUUGAAAUCACUUCUUCAAUUUGUGAGGAAGACCGAAGCCCCAGCGCUCUACAACGGCGGCGAUAACUGGGUAGUUCGCAGCCAUCGACGGAGGCGGAAUUAAGGUCGGUGUUCUCGCAAAUCGUCGAAGCUAGAUCCCCGAUUCGUGCUUCAGAGUCGAAUUCGAGUUUAUUGUUGAGCCGCUGCCAUUUUACUCAAGGAAAAUUGAUCAUCAUACUUCUCGACAACGCUGCUUCAGGGAACGGCGGUUGUACCAGGCGUGAAAUUACCCAUCCAAGACGAAUUUAGGAUCUGCAAGCUCUACUCCAGUCUCCACAAUGCAAUUGUAGAGGUAUCCACACAAUUUCUGCAAUUAAGGAAUGUCUAGCCGCACAAGUGAACACGGUCAUCUGGUCAUGGUAUUGGAGGACAUUAUGCAACUUUAUCGUAUUGAAACAACCUAUUUCUUGCACAAUUACCUUAAUGCCCGCACCCGGCUAGCAAAAAGAAAGGUCCUAGACCACGCAAAGCGGUAUAGUAUAUUGAAAAAAAUCCCUACGCAAGUGGAGCACCUAGAUAGACUUGUGCAUGCUAGUGAUACGGAUUGCAUCGCCAAAUUGCGAAUGGACCACAACACCUUUGGACGGUUAUGUCGUAUACUACAUGCGCGGGGUGGCCUGCACAUCGGGAGAUGUUUAGGAAUCGAGGAACAGGUUGCCAUGUUUUUGGGGGUACUUGCUCAUCAUGAUAAAAACCGUGUGGUUAAAUUCCAUUUCCUCCGAUCUGGGGCCAUUGUUUCGCACAUUGUGCACAACGUGCUUUGUGCAAUUCUCAGCCUUCACUCGGUGCUGAUUUCCAAACCCACUCCCGUCACCGAAAACAAUACAGAUCAUAGAUGGAAAUGGUUUAAGGGUUGCCUUGGUGCUCUUGAUGGAACACACAUCAACGUACUCGUCAGCAAUGAAGACAAGCCCCGAUACAGAACCAGAAAGGGGCAAAUUGCGACUAAUACCCUUGCCGUGUGUGAUCGAAACAUGCAAUUCGUGUAUCUACUAGCCGUGUGGGAAGGGUCUGCUGGCGACUCCCGUAUUCUUAGAGAUGCAGUUACCCGGUAUAAUGGCUUCAAGGUGCCCCAAGGUUGUUACUACUUGUGUGAUAAUGCUUAUGCUAACAGUAAUGGCUUCCUCACACCAUACCGUGGCGUGCGUUAUCAUCUGAAAGAGUAUGGCCCAGGAACCGAGUCCCCGCAGGAUCCAAAAGAAAUGUUCAAUAUGCGCCAUACUAAGGCAAGAAACAUAAUCGAACGAGCUUUUGCAGUCUUAAAAAUGCGUUGGGGUAUCCUUCGAAGUGCAUCGUUCUAUCCAAUUGAGAUUCAGAUCCGCUUGAUUAUGUGUUGUUUUCUACUACACAAUUUUAUUCGGCGGGAGAUGGAGGUUGAUCCGGUCGAAAUGGAGCUUGAUGAUGCUGAUUUGGCGGAGUUGGGCAACACAGAAGAAAACAUAGGCGCUGAUUAUGUGAAUUGCGUCGAGCCAACUGCCGAAUGGACUCAAACCAGGGAGCAACUAGCAAUGAACAUGUGGAUGAAUAGAUAGGAUUUGUUGUUAGCUACUGAUCUUUUUCGAAACUUUUUGCAAACUAUGUGAUAUUGUACUCAUUUGGUUUUAUCCCCCUCUAACUAAACUUUUCUGGUUUUAUCACAUGUGGAUGAAUAGACGUUUAACACAUCA
This is a messenger RNA of Salvia splendens (bonfire salvia), 1845 nucleotides long. RefSeq lists its product as uncharacterized. The record is from RefSeq and is a predicted model, not a curated record. The transcript has 5 exons. NCBI's taxonomy places the organism in Eukaryota, Viridiplantae, Streptophyta, Magnoliopsida, Lamiales, Lamiaceae. Bases 499 to 1710 code for a protein of 403 amino acids.